Molecule: messenger RNA, 1386 nt
Organism: Brassica napus (rape)
Lineage: Eukaryota; Viridiplantae; Streptophyta; Magnoliopsida; Brassicales; Brassicaceae
Product: agamous-like MADS-box protein AGL1
Exons: 8
Coding region: 381-1127 (248 amino acids)
Biological process (GO): positive regulation of transcription by RNA polymerase II
Cellular component (GO): nucleus
Molecular function (GO): DNA-binding transcription factor activity, RNA polymerase II-specific; protein dimerization activity; RNA polymerase II cis-regulatory region sequence-specific DNA binding
Source: RefSeq, a predicted model, not a curated record
AAAAGUGUGAGUUUCUAGGUUUGUUGAGGAUGCUUUUUCGACAAUAUUGCUAGAUAAAUUGGUCUGCUUACUGCUUUUCCGAUUUUCUUUUAUGUAUAAAUACAGUUCAGCUAACAAAAACGUGUAACCUUCUGUUUUCUGAAAGUGGGGUCUUAUACCUGCACAACAAUAUUCCUUCAAAUGAAACUCAGAAACCAAAACAGAAAUAACAAAAAUAAAGAGAGAUAUUUUUACAAGAACAACAUACUUUUUAGAAAAGCAGAAGCAGCAGUUAAGUGAUAUUGAGAUAAAUAAUAAUAUAUUAUCUCUUCAAAAGAGUUUCUCAUUAGUAACUUCUCCUUUGUGCUGAUCUAUCAUAUAAUCUUCAAAACCCAGAAUCAAUGGAGGAAGGUGGGAGUAGUCACGACGCAGAGAGUAACAAGAAGCUAGUGAGAGGGAAGAUAGAGAUAAAGAGGAUAGAGAACACGACAAGUCGUCAGGUAACUUUCUGCAAACGACGCAAUGGUCUUCUCAAGAAAGCUUAUGAGCUCUCUGUCUUGUGUGAUGCGGAAGUUGCACUUGUUGUCUUUUCCACUCGUGGCCGUCUCUAUGAGUACGCUAACAACAGUGUGAAGGGUACAAUUGAAAGGUACAAGAAAGCUUGUUCCGAUGCCGUCAACCCUCCUACUGUGACCGAAGCUAAUACUCAGUAUUAUCAGCAAGAAGCCUCUAAGCUUCGGAGGCAGAUUCGGGACAUUCAAAAUUCUAACAGGCAUAUUGUUGGAGAAUCACUUGGUUCCUUGAACUUCAAGGAACUCAAAAACCUAGAAGGAAGGCUUGAAAAAGGAAUAAACCGCGUCCGAUCCAAGAAGAAUGAGUUGUUAGUGGCAGAGCUUGAGUAUAUGCAGAAGAGGGAGAUAGAGUUGCAACAUGAUAACAUGUACCUGAGAGCUAAGAUAACACACUGCGCUAGGCUGGAUCCGGAACAACAGGAAUCGAGUGUGAUACAAGGAACUGCGGUUUAUGAAUCUGGUCUGUCUUCUCAUGAUCAGUCGCAGAAUUAUAACCGGAGCUAUAUUCCGGUGAACCUUCUUGAACCGAAUCAACAAUUCUCCGGUCAAGACCAACCUCCUCUUCAACUUGUUUAAGCUUUAACAUGAUGAAAACUUGUUUCUUCCACUCGAAACGAUCUAGAGAGCAGGAGUACAUAUAUUUAUGCGACUUCUUAUGCAUAGUUUAGGUUCCGAUGAUAAUAAAACAUAACUCUUGUUCCUAUUGCCUUUUUUAGUUUUGUCAAAAUAAAAAUGAUUUGACAAAACUUAACUUCAUUAUGGAAUUAUUCCAUUUUAUACUACAUCGAAGAUGCUCUUAGCCGGCAGGAUAAUGUGACUUUCAGUUCUCUUUACA